Messenger RNA from Parastagonospora nodorum SN15, 666 nucleotides. RefSeq lists its product as hypothetical. The record is from RefSeq and is a predicted model, not a curated record. The transcript is spliced from 3 exons. Gene Ontology annotation, molecular function: transmembrane protein transporter activity. Lineage: Eukaryota; Fungi; Ascomycota; Dothideomycetes; Pleosporales; Phaeosphaeriaceae. The coding region runs from base 1 to 666 and encodes 221 amino acids. Gene Ontology annotation, cellular component: TIM23 mitochondrial import inner membrane translocase complex; mitochondrial inner membrane. Gene Ontology annotation, biological process: protein import into mitochondrial matrix.
AUGACCAUCUGGGACUCGAUAACGGGACGCAAGCCCGCCGCGCAACCCGCACAGUCGCCGCAAUCGUCGGAUUUCGUAAAAGAAGACACCUUCCAAGCCACGCCAUUCGACCCCAACACGGCCAUACAAAACCCCUCCGACUUCAUCCUCGACCCCUCACAGCUGCACCCGCUCGCAGGCCUCAACCAAGACACGCUCGACUAUCUCUCGCUCGAAGACUCGGUCGCAGAUCUUGGCGCAGCUUCCGCCCUCCCGUCCCGCGGUUGGUCCGACGAUCUCUGCUAUGGCACCGGCGUGUCGUACCUCACCGCGCUCACAAUAGGCGGUGCGUGGGGUCUUGCCGAAGGCUUGCAGAAGAAUCCGCCCAGCAUGCCUCCACGGUUACGGCUGAACGGCGUGCUGAACGCGGUGACGCGGCGGGGGCCUUUCUUGGGCAACAGCGCGGGUGUGAUCGCCAUGGUGUACAAUGGCAUGAACAGCACAAUAGGCUACUACCGGGGGAAGCACGAUGCGACAAACAGUAUAGCAGCAGGCGCAUUGAGCGGCGCGCUCUUCAAAAGCACACGGGGGACACGGCCAAUGGCUAUUAGCGCCGGUAUAUGCGCGAGUGUGGCAGGUGGCUGGGCUCUCACACGAAAGGUCUUCUUCGACCCUGAUUUAUCAUGA